AUGUCAAAUAUACAACCGACAAAGGGCUCGAGUAGCUCGGGUAAAGAGGCGCCGGGCCUUCGGUAUCCGACAAGCGGCAAGACCAUCUACCACCGGCCACUAAACCGGACCAAGACGGCCGAGCUCAGCGGCGCCGCAUUCGCGUACCUGUUCUCGGAGAUGGUGAGCUAUGCGUCGAACAAGAUCGCCAGCAUCCAAGACCUGGAGAAACGCCUCAACACAGCCGGCCAUCCCCUGGGCCUCAAACUCCUCGACCUGCUCCUGUACCGCGAGCCGACGCGAACGCAGACCCGGCCUUUGACCAUCAUCCAGCUGCUGCACUUCAUCAAGCUGAACCUGUGGCAGCACCUGUUCGGGCGGGCGGCGGACGGGCUCGAGAAAUCCUCGGACCCAUCCAAGCCCGACGAGUACAUGAUCAUCGACAACGAGCCCCUCGUCAACAAGUAUAUCAGCGUCCCCAAGAACAUGGACCAGCUCAACUGCGCCGCCUACGUUGCAGGCGUCAUCGAGGGCGUCUGCGACGGCAGCGGGUUCCCCGCCCGGGUGUCGGCGCACACGGUCAGGCAGCCCGGCGAGGAGGAGGGGAGGGAGAUGUGGCCUGGCAGGACGGUCUUCUUGGUCAAGUUCUCGCCCGAGGUUAUGGAGAGGGAGGGCUUCUUGGGCAAGGGCUGA
Molecule: messenger RNA, 672 nt
Organism: Truncatella angustata
Lineage: Eukaryota; Fungi; Ascomycota; Sordariomycetes; Amphisphaeriales; Sporocadaceae
Product: NO signaling/Golgi transport ligand-binding domain-containing protein
Exons: 2
Coding region: 1-672 (223 amino acids)
Biological process (GO): endoplasmic reticulum to Golgi vesicle-mediated transport
Cellular component (GO): TRAPPII protein complex; TRAPPIII protein complex; TRAPPI protein complex
Source: RefSeq, a predicted model, not a curated record